Messenger RNA from Ostrinia furnacalis (Asian corn borer), 312 nucleotides. RefSeq names its product fatty acid-binding protein 1-like. Bases 16 to 219 code for a protein of 67 amino acids. The transcript has 2 exons. Lineage: Eukaryota; Metazoa; Arthropoda; Insecta; Lepidoptera; Crambidae. The record is from RefSeq and is a predicted model, not a curated record.
AAUAAUUUGGACUUGAUGUUUGUCAUUCAUUGUUUUCAUUUGUUAUUGCAGCCCACAACGGUGUUCACGGUCGAUGGAGACACCUUCACCCAGGUCCAAGACUACGGCAGCAAAGGUAAAAUCACCCUGAAGAGGGAGUUCUCCGCUAACCAAUUUAAAUUGACCAUGACAUCUAGUAAAUGGGACGGUGUCGCCUACAGAUACUACGUGCCCGCCUAAUUUAGAAUAAGUUAUUUCUAAAGAGAAUCGAUGGUUGACCAGUGAAAAAUAUCUGAUCUGUUGUAAUUUAUACAAAUAUUUAUAAAAAAACUA